UCCUCGUUUGUUCCACCUUCCUGCUGUAACUCUGACGAGCGGAAUCAUUUAUUCUCUUAAAUCUACUUGAAAGGGAUUUUAGGGUCACAAUGUUGAGACUUGUGUUUUUGCUUCUGAUGGAAACACAUUUUUCAGCAGCAGUGACUCACUCUCUGAAGUAUUUCUACACUGGAUCCUCUCAAGUUCCAAACUUCCCAGAGUUUGUGGCUGUUGGAUUAGUUGAUGAUGUUCAGAUGGUUCGCUAUGACAGCAACACCAAGAAGGUAGAACCUAAACAGGACUGGAUGAGCAGAGUCACAGAGGAGGAUCCACAGUACUUGGAGAGAAACACUGGGAACUUUGUAGGUGCCCAGCAGAGCUUCAAAGCCAACAUUGACAUUGCAAAGCAGCGCUUCAACCAAACUGGAGGUGUUCACAUUGUCCAGAAGAUGUAUGGAUGUGAGUGGGACGAUGAGACUGGAGACAUUAAAGGUUUUCAUCAGUAUGGAUACGAUGGAGAAGACUUUGUAGCUCUGGACUCAGAGAAGAUGGAGUCAUGGAUCGCUCCAAAACAAGAGGCUCUCAUCACCAAACACAAGUGGGAUCAUAACAGAGCUUUUACCCUACGGAAGAAGAACUACUUUACCCAGAUUUGUCCUCAGUGGGGGAAGAAGUAUGUGAACUAUGGGAGGAGCUCUCUGAUGAGAACAGAGCUUCCUUCAGUGUCUCUCCUCCAGAAAAACUCCUCCUUUCCAGUCAGCUGCCACGCUACAGGUUUUUACCCCAACAGAGCUGAGAUGUUCUGGAGGAAGGAUGGAGAGGAGAUCCAUGAAGGUGUGGACAAAGGAGAGAUCCUCCCCAACCACGACGGGACCUUCCAGAUGACUGUUGACCUCAGACUUUCAUCUGAGGACUGGACGAAGUACGAAUGUGUGUUUCAGCUGUCUGGAGACAACAACAUCGUCACUGAACUGGACCGAGGACGGAUCCUGUCCAAUGAAGCGAAACCAAACGACAUGAAUCUCCCCAUCAUUGUUGCUCUGGUUGUUCUCGCUGCCGUCGUUGUCGCUGUGGUUGUCGGAGUCGUUCUUUACAAAAAGAACGGUAAAUAGAACGACAAACGUCCUCUAUCUGGAGAAUUUGAUGGCAAUCUCCUGCGGGAUAGAGGAUAUCGGUGCCUCCCUGAGCUCAUUACCCCGUACCCCGAUCCGGAUGCUGGAGCGCAAACAUGCUUCAUCGUGGCUCACAGCAGAUCCCGGGGAGAAAUUGAGAUGAUUUUUGAGAUUCUCAAGGAGAGGUUUCAGCGCUUGCGCAGGCUGAGGGCCUGCCCAGACAGGGCCUGUGAUAUAAUUGUUGCCAUAUUGCACAAUAUGUCAUAUUGAGCAAUUAAUUGACUCCAGUGAUUGAGGAACCAGUACCGGCUCCUCCCUUUCAGCAGCAGGUUGACAUGGCAGAUGGUCACAGAGUGCGUGAUCAAAUCUGUCUCAAUCAUUUCAAUUAAUAAAAUACAGUUGACAGAGUCUUCGCUUUUUUUAUUUUUAUUUUUUCAAUUCAUUUGCCCACUGUUUGCUUCAUUGCCUGAAAAGAGAAACAUUGUAAA
This is a messenger RNA of Cololabis saira (Pacific saury), 1579 nucleotides long. Its product is annotated as H-2 class I histocompatibility antigen, Q9 alpha chain-like. Lineage: Eukaryota; Metazoa; Chordata; Actinopteri; Beloniformes; Belonidae. Bases 90 to 1091 code for a protein of 333 amino acids. The record is from RefSeq and is a predicted model, not a curated record. Gene Ontology annotation, biological process: immune response. The transcript has 7 exons. Gene Ontology annotation, cellular component: external side of plasma membrane.